Messenger RNA from Homarus americanus (American lobster), 587 nucleotides. RefSeq lists its product as uncharacterized. The transcript is spliced from 6 exons. Gene Ontology annotation, molecular function: telomeric repeat DNA binding. Bases 108 to 587 code for a protein of 159 amino acids. Lineage: Eukaryota; Metazoa; Arthropoda; Malacostraca; Decapoda; Nephropidae. Gene Ontology annotation, biological process: regulation of DNA-templated transcription; telomere maintenance via telomere lengthening. Gene Ontology annotation, cellular component: shelterin complex. The record is from RefSeq and is a predicted model, not a curated record.
GGGAACCACACUCGGGAACGCUAUCUGAAUGUAACCUCUUGACAGUCCCUGACAUAACCACCUCAUCCGUCGCUCUGCUGGUACUCCUGAAUUGUUACUGUGCAAAGAUGGAAUCCAGUAGCGGAAGGACCCUGUUUGUGACGCCAGACGGAAAACCUAUGCAGUUCUCAAUGCGCGAAUGCAAGGAGUAUUUUGAAUUAAAAGAACAGAUCCCAAAAUGGGGGGGACACUUUUCCUAUGAAAAAGGGCCAUAUGCAAUUCGUUUUUGGCCCUCAGGGGAGACAUGCCCUUUUAAAUAUGGCGAAUUUUAUUCGCCAAAAUACAUCAAUGCUUGUAUUGAGAGGAAGACUGUUCUGCCCCUCGAAGAUUAUAGGAUUACGAAAAAGUCUAGCUGUGUUAAACCUGAAGAAUCGAUGGAAGUUCUCUUCCAAAGAAAAAGUUGGAAAGAUUUGCAAUACGUGCCCGUCCGGGAUAGGUCGCCAGACUCCUCGGAUGAGGAUGAGGAUUUUAAAAGAUUUGAUGAAUCAUGUCGACCCAAAAAAAGAGAGAGAACAAGCUGUUUUGGGAAAGUAAUUCCUCACUGCUAA